ACUCCUUCAGUAGUUCAGCGCCAGCCGAGCUCACUUCAGGAGGUACCUAUUUGUGUGACUGUCAGGGGUUUUAUGGUUCACUUUGGAAAGUUCAUGGUUGGCUUUACCUGUUUUCCACUCUGGACUUUCGCUGUAUGUUUGAGUACGGCAGUGUGGGCGAAGCCUGUUGGAGGUCAGCCUCGUGUGAUCGGGUCACUUCAGCCAAUCAUCGCUGCUCCGGGUGAUGACGUCAUCCUGCCGUGCCACCUGGAUCCUGCUUACAAUGUGGAGGAUCUGACGGUGGAGUGGUCGAAGCCAGAUCUCAAGCCCGACCCCUCUGAUCGUCUGAGCCGGGUCGACUACGUGCACGUUUACAGGGACGGACGUGAAAACCUGGACAUGAAGCUCCAGUCGUACUUCGGCAGGACGAUGCUGUUCACAGACAAACUGAAACGUGGAAACAUUUCUCUGAAGAUCACCAACGUAACACAGGCUGAUGGAGGGAGAUACAAAUGUUUCAUCCCCAAGUUAAACAGCCAAGUGAAGGAGUCGAUUGUUCUACUUAUUGUUGAUCCACACUUUGUUAAAUCCUCGACAACAGAGACGCCGCUGCUUCCCACAAAUGUCCAAACUCCUGAUCCAAAGGAGGAGACGGAUGUUAAAGGUGGUCGAUCCCAUCUGGGAUUUUGGAUCCCAGCUGUGGCUUUCUGCAUCUUACUUGUCCUGGGUGUUGGAGUUGGUGCUGGAUGUGUGUUUAAACAGAAGUUUCACAAAGUAAAUGUGAUGGAGAAGGAAAGCAAACAACUUGUCCCAGUAUGAUGUCACUCCAGAUGAGCCACUUCCAGCCAAAGUGUCUUCCUAAAGAGCUCGUUAGUAUUUGAUGUUAACGGAGAUGAGAGUGUUCUGCACAUCUCCCUCUCUUGGAUCUUCCUCAUCAGUUCAGGGAUUCAGACCAGCAUCACCUCCAGCCAGAAGUGGAUCCACUGGAUCAGCAGGAGGGAGCUCUUCAUGAUGGACACAGAUUACCAUCAAAAGGAACAUUAACAAUGUUGAAGGAGACUUUUUAAACCAUCGACAGAGACAAUGAACUGAUUAGUAAAGUGUUUACUGAGGGAAUAAAUCAUUAGAGAAGUAGGCUCACUUUCUCACUGACUUCAAUACAAUCUAACUGUUUUUGC
Messenger RNA from Micropterus salmoides (largemouth bass), 1157 nucleotides. Its product is annotated as butyrophilin subfamily 3 member A1-like. NCBI's taxonomy places the organism in Eukaryota, Metazoa, Chordata, Actinopteri, Centrarchiformes, Centrarchidae. The transcript is spliced from 4 exons. The coding region runs from base 73 to 798 and encodes 241 amino acids. The record is from RefSeq and is a predicted model, not a curated record.